UUGAAUCAAAUAACAAAUGAACGGACGAUAGACGGACCGGGUCGAGUACAGUGGAUUUAUUCGGUUUUCAUCGUUACUGUUGUGUUUAACUUUCAAGUAAUCGGUCUGGCUAACGACAAAUAGCACAGGGACAUAAAGAAAUAGACAGAAGUGCAAAAUCGGUUAGAAAAGGCGACUUGAUCGGACAGAAACCGUACUAACGUUAGCUAGCUAAUCUCUGUCAAAUUAAAUUGGUCAAAAGGGAUGCCGCUGAAAUCCAAAUCAGACGGAUAUUUGGAUUUAAUGUCGUCUCAUUUAAUCGGCAGAAGCAGUUUUUCGAUAAAAGGUUGUACGAUAAAUCAAUUUCGAACGUGCAUAUUUUUUAAUUGCUGAAUUUUAGGAACUAACGUUAGUAGGUAACCUUAGUCUGACGAAUUGAAAUCACGGACCGAAAGUGCUACGCUAACAUACUAGCUAAUUUGGCUGGGCAGACAACAACAGAUCUGUUUUGCAUCAUUGCCAAAGAAACAUUGCGAGUGAAAUUGGUGAAGACGUUUCAGUUCCACAAAGAGUGCUGACAUUAUCUUUGACUUUGGCAGCAAUGAAACUGUUAGAGAACAGCAGUUUGGAAGCUCUGGGCUCUCAACUUUGUGUUGAAACGGGAGAGUCUCACAUCCUGGGCAGGAUCGAGAGCUACUCCUGCAAGAUGGCUGGUGAUGACAAGCACAUGUUUAAGCAAUUUUGCCAGGAGGGGGAGCCACAUGUCCUAGAGGCCCUCUCACCCCCCCAGUCCAGCGCCACCAGCCCACCCCAACUGGGGAAGAGCAGUGAGGACGCCGAAAACCCUCUGAGUGACAAGUGUUGCAGGAAGACCUUGUUCUACCUCAUCACCACGCUCAACGAGUCGUUCAGGCCCGACUACGACUUCAGCGCAGCCCGGGCCCACGAGUUUAGCCGUGAGCCCAGCCUCAACUGGGUGGCGAAUGCAGUGAACAGCAGCCUGUACUCAUCAGUUGGCGUGGAGUUCAACUCCCUGGGGCCUGAGCUGUGGAACUCCAUCGACCAGGAAAUUUGCCUGCAGGAAUGUGACAUUUACAGCUACAACCCUGACCUGGACUCAGACCCCUUUGGGGAGGAAGGCAGCCUCUGGUCCUUCAACUACUUCUUCUACAACAAGAAGCUGAAGAGGAUUGUAUUCUUCACCUGUCGCUCCGUCAGUGUCUUGAGUGGGUAUGGCUGCGGUUGUCUGGACAACGAGUUGGACAUGGAGCUGGAUGAUGAAGAGGAGAUGGACGGAUUCACUGAGGACAGGUUCCCCAGAGCUCUUUGUGUCUAGGCACACCCAGGCCUAACAUCUAGGCUUUACAACCUCAUCCCCCUUCCCCCAUCCUGUUUCUUUUUUCCUCAUCUAUCCUGGUUUUUUUCUUUGUCUCGAUGUUCUGUACAGCCUGACCCAGGAAGCCAUUUGCUCAUGUAGAGGAAAUACAUUUGUUCCCCCCCCCCCCCCCCCCCCCCAUUGACAAGUGCAUGUUUCACACCUUUCACAUCAGCUGGAUCCGACCCAUACCGUGAAGGACAUUUUCUAAAUGCCCAGGGCAACUGGGAUCUAGGUCUCCUGUUUUAUUGUGCUUUCUCUAUCUUCCGUUGUCACUGAGCUAAGAACUGACUCUGUGCCUGAUCAUUUGAUGGAAGGACUUUCCCACACCUCUCACACCCACAUCCUCUUGACCUGAAACCAGCCUCUGCUUGGAUGCUGCACUCAAAGAAACCCUCCCAAAACUUAUUGGAUCUGUCUUGGAUUUUUAUGGUCAAGAGAGACCAUGGACAGCUAACCCUGACACGCAAACAUUCUCUUUUAUUUAAAAAAAAAAUCGCAGCAAAUGACGUCACAGAAACCGCUGUGUAAGUGGAGAUAGAAGUCCACAGUGCAACACCAGCAUCAGUGAGAGCCAUGGAAGGGGAGGGGCUUAUUACAUCAAACCUCUCCCCCAAUCCCACACUGGGUAGAGGGUGGGACAACGACAGCUAAUUCGAUUGGCUGUCUAUCCAGCUGAUUUCCAUUUGUGACUGCUUCCUUUGUGUGGCUUUUAUGCUUGACAGUGGUGUUAAUGUGAGAACUGAAAACUUUUAUAGCGCCGAGUUUUUAAACAAAUGCUGCUUUUGUAAUGGAAACAUUGUAAUAUCUUAUGUUGUCUUAUUACUGCACAUGACAUGUGUAGAUGGGAGAUGGAGAUGACUCUGCCAAGGAAAGCAAUAUGACAUCAGACUUGCAGCUUAUACAAGAUCACUUUCAUGGGCGCCUCUGUCACCUUGUUCUGCCUAUCAAUAACCAUGUUCCUCAAUGUGUGAUUUUUCUGGUUCCCUUAUGAUUUAGGCUAACCUAUUGUGAAACUUGUACCCAUUUCCCACUGCUACAAUCAUCCAUUAAUUUUAUGCUCAAACAUUGCAAAGGCUUUGAUGUGAAGCCAAGUGAAUGUACUAAACACAGGCAGCAAAGGCAUCAGUGAUAUUUCCAGUAAUAUUAUUAAAGUGUUUUACACUUUAAUAAAAGAAAGACCCGUUUAUCUCUGUUCCCUGUGUAAGACUUGUGAACUCCGAUGAUGACCUCUGUUCAGGACCUGUUUUGAUUAUACAGCAUAUGUUAAUAAAGUUGUGUUUGAACCAAA
This is a messenger RNA of Salvelinus namaycush (lake trout), 2645 nucleotides long. Its product is annotated as repressor of RNA polymerase III transcription MAF1 homolog. The record is from RefSeq and is a predicted model, not a curated record. Gene Ontology annotation, cellular component: nucleus. Gene Ontology annotation, biological process: negative regulation of transcription by RNA polymerase III. Gene Ontology annotation, molecular function: RNA polymerase III core binding. The transcript has 8 exons. NCBI's taxonomy places the organism in Eukaryota, Metazoa, Chordata, Actinopteri, Salmoniformes, Salmonidae. The coding region runs from base 581 to 1315 and encodes 244 amino acids.